This is a messenger RNA of Elaeis guineensis (African oil palm), 901 nucleotides long. Its product is annotated as CASP-like protein 4C1. NCBI's taxonomy places the organism in Eukaryota, Viridiplantae, Streptophyta, Magnoliopsida, Arecales, Arecaceae. The record is from RefSeq and is a predicted model, not a curated record.
AGGUUCCGACACUCGCCUCCAGGUUUUCCCUGUCCCCUCCUCUGCGUUUUUAUCCGCCACCUCCAUUCCCCGCUAACGAAGAAAGAGAAGGAGCCGUUCCUCUCGCCAUCUGUCGUCUCGUGAUUCCAAGGCACUCCAAGGACGAUAAAAAGGACGCCUCCCUUUGCAUCGCCUACCCUCGCCUUUCCCCUCUCGCUGUCUCCUUUUCCCUCUCAUGCCCCUUCUCCUCCCGCGAUGUCAUCCCCUCUCCGCAACGGCGACACCCCCUCUCCCGCCGUCGGCCGCCGCCACUUCCACUCCACCGUCUCCGAGAAGAAGAUCCGCCGCCUCAACAACCUCAUCCUCCUCCUACGCUUCGCUGCCUUCUGCUUCUCCCUCGCCGCCGCCAUCUUUAUGGCCACCAACUCCUCCCGCUCCCCUGGCUCCCCUUCCUGGCUCCACUUACACCCCUUCAGGCUGGUGUUCGCGGCGAACGCCAUCGUGGCCGUCUAUUCCUUCUUCGCCAUGGGGUUUUCCAUCUGGGAGAUCCUGAAAGGCGCCACCCUUUUCCCCGAGCCCCUCCAGCUCUGGUUCGACUUCGCACACGACCAGGUGUUCGCGUACCUGCUGCUGGCGGCGGAGGCGGCGGGGACGGUGGAGGCACGAGGGCUGAAGGGAGCCCACACGUGUUCGUCGGAGAGCGCGUUCUGCGUGCAGGCGUACGUCUCCGUGGCUCUCGGCUUCCCCGGAUUUGCGUUCCUCGCUCUUGCCGCGCUCGUAUCAGGCUUCCGCGUAGCCUGCUACGUGAUCACCGGCUCUCGCUUCCAGCCUUAGCGUAGAUCCUAGUUCGGAAAGAAGCUUAUUACUCUGUUGCUUUUGUUUUACUAUAUUAAAUAAUAAUUUUUGUGGGGUUUUUGUCCGA